AUGGCAUAUACUAUGAGAGAAUACUCAUUGCUAUUUGUUUUUAUAAUUAUGUGGCUGUUGGUUAAAGCUGAAAUAGAUGUGUGCAAGAAUGGAGACGUGACUGUGAAGCCUUCCCAUGUAAUUGCACUUGGAUCAGCUGUGAAUAUUUCGUGCUCAUUGAAUCCCAGAGAAGGCCGCUCACGCCUUUCCAGUUCUGACAAGCUAUUCCUCUACAAAUUCAAUGAGGCAAUUUACUUUCAGAAUAGUAGCUCCCUCAGUUUUCAAGUCACUGGCCUUCCCCUGGGAAAAACCUUGUUUCUCUGCAAGCUGGACUGUGGCAGGAGGAAUAAGGAUCCAAUAUGUGGGGUCGAGAUCUUCGUUGGUGUUAUUCCAGAACAGCCUCAAAAUGUAUCCUGCACACAGAAAGGAGAGCAUGGGACGGUGACUUGUACUUGGGACAGAGGAAGAGACACCCACCUAUAUACUGUCUAUACUUUGCAGUUACAAGGACCAAAAAAUUUUACUUGGCAGAAACAAUGUAACAAUCAUUUUUGUGACCCCUUGGAUCUUGGGAUGGGCCUUAACCCUGAAUCACUUGAAUCCAAUUACACAGUCAAGGUUACCGCCAAGAAUAGCCUUGGAAGUUCUUCAUUUUCAUCCACAUUCACAUUUCUGGACAUAGUGAGACCUCUUCCUCCGUGGGACAUUGGAAUCAAAUUUCUAAAUACUUCUGAGAGAAGAUGUCGUCUUCAUUGGAGAGAUGAGAGACUGGUGCUGCUUAAUCGACUCAAAUAUCGGUCCAAUAAAGACAGGUCCUGGCACAUGGUUAAUAUUACACAUGCCAAAGGAAGACAUGAUUUGCUUGAGCUGAAACCAUAUACAGAAUAUGAAUUUCAGAUUUCCUCUAAGAUUCAUCUUUAUAAAGGAAGUUGGAGUGAUUGGAGUAAACCAUUGAAGACCCAAACACCAGAAGAAAAGCCUAUUGGAAUUUUGGAUGUCUGGUAUAUGAAGAAGCACUUUGACAACAAUGGACAACAAAUUUCUGUUUUCUGGAAGAAUCUGAGUCUAUCCGAGGCAAGGGGGGAAAUCCUCCACUAUCAGGUGACCUGGCAGGAGGUGGCAUCAGGAAAGGCCAUGCUACAGAACAUCACAAGACUCACCUCCUGGACCUGGAACACUUCCAGAACUGGGAGCUGGACUGUAACUGUGGCUGCAGCCAACUCGAAAGGCAGUUCUCUGCCUACUCGAAUCAACAUAACGGAUCUGUGUGCGGCAGAGUUGCUGGCACCUCACUCGGUCUCUGCACACCCAGCGAGCAUGGACAGCAUGGUGGUGACAUGGGAGCCUCCUAAGAGGGCCUCUGCUAUUCGAGAAUACGUGGUGGAAUGGCAAGAGCUCCAUCCUGGGGACAGUUCACAGCCCCCUCUAAACUGGCUGCGGAGUCCCUCUCACAACCUGUCAGCUUUGAUUUCAGAGAACAUAAAACCCUACACCUGUUAUAAAAUCCGUGUACAUGCGCUGUUAGGGGACAAGACAGGAUGCAACUCCACUCUGCGUGACACUCAGCACCGAGCACCCCUGAAAGGCCCCCAUAUUAGUGAAAUUACAGAGGAAAAGGGAGGCGUUUUGAUUUCAUGGAACAAAAUUCCAGCCCAGGAGCAAAUGGGCUGCAUCCUGCAUUACAGGAUCUACUGGAAGGAACAGGACUCGGAGUCUCAGCCUCGGUUCUGUGUAAUUCCCUAUACAAUAUCCGAAAAUUCACACUCCAUAAACAGUCUGCAGCCCAGAGUGACAUACGUCCUGUGGAUGACAGCUCUAACAGCUGCUGGUGAGAGCCCCAGAGGAAAUGAGAAGGAAUUCUGCCUGCAAGGUAAAACCAAUUGGAAUGUGUUUGUGGCACCAAGCAUUUGUAUCGCUGUCAUCCUCGUGGGCAUGUUCUCAAGGCAUUCCUUCCGGCAAAAGUUAUUUCUUCUCCUGUCCGCCCUCAGGCCUCAGUGGUGCAGCAGAGAAAUUCCAGAUCCAGCUAAUAGUACUUGGGCUAAAAAAUAUCUCAUUGUGGAGGACAAGAUGCAGCUGCCCUGGGACAAGCUCCUGGGAGCCAAACACACUCCUGAAGAACCUGAGACACUGGUCAUCAACGAGGUCAUUCAUCAAGUGACUCCAGACUUCAAACGUCCACACUGCUCCAACCGGACAGAAGAGGGACAAGAAAUCCAAAGUCACCAUAUGUCUAAGGAAGAUGCAACACCUCUAACGGUCCUCACAACAGAGACAAAACACCUAGGGGAUCUGUACAAGAUCCUGCUGGGCAAGGGCCCCGACUCAAAGCCCAGAAAUCCAGCCAGCCCCUUGACAGUGCUCUCUGUGGACUACUUGCCCACCCAGGAGGGCUACUUACCCUCCAACAUAGAUUAUCUCCCUUCACAUGAGACGCCUGUCCCUGAGCCUCUGGAAGAACAGGAGCCUCAGCACAUCACCCUUUCGGUUUUCCCCUCGAGUUCCUUUCAUCCCCUCAACUUCCCCUGUGGUGAGAAGCUGACUCUGGAUCAGUUAAAGAUGGGGUGUGGCUCCGUUAUGCUCUGA
Molecule: messenger RNA, 2562 nt
Organism: Elephantulus edwardii (Cape elephant shrew)
Lineage: Eukaryota; Metazoa; Chordata; Mammalia; Macroscelidea; Macroscelididae
Product: interleukin-12 receptor subunit beta-2-like
Exons: 15
Coding region: 1-2562 (853 amino acids)
Biological process (GO): cytokine-mediated signaling pathway
Cellular component (GO): membrane; external side of plasma membrane; signaling receptor complex
Molecular function (GO): cytokine binding; cytokine receptor activity
Source: RefSeq, a predicted model, not a curated record